Molecule: messenger RNA, 2889 nt
Organism: Bactrocera dorsalis (oriental fruit fly)
Lineage: Eukaryota; Metazoa; Arthropoda; Insecta; Diptera; Tephritidae
Exons: 5
Coding region: 357-2033 (558 amino acids)
Source: RefSeq, a predicted model, not a curated record
GCACCUUGUCGUGGUGCAGGGGCUUAAACCGCAGCGCAGCACAGCAUCUUCCAACCACCAGGAAAGAUGCCGCAUAGCAUCUCUCCUGAGGGCUGGCAGAGGCUGCAUGUGCGCGGCGACCAAGAGCUACCACCUCCUAAUCCAGGGUGUUAUGCGACCCGUGCCCAUUGGAUGAUUUGCAGCCAGGAGGUAAAUUCGGCUGUAUUCGCACGGAGCCUUCCCAACACCGGGCCGCCUUGGGAAGUAACGGUGGCCUUACUGCGUCAAGGGGCUCUGGCGCAGCGGACUUUCAGCUUCCCCUUUCCAAUAUUAGACCGGGAGGCUCACAACACGGGCCAAACGGUCGUAAGAAAAAGAUGAUCCGACAACAACAACAAAAACAACAACAACAACAAACAACAACAACAACAACAUCAGCAACAACAUCUACAACAACAUCUACAACAACAGCCAGCAGCAGCAGCAGCACUAGUGCCGCUCGCAAGAGUGGCCCGGGAGCUAGACGGAAGCCUAGCUUUUUGGAUGCAUUGUCGCCAGAUAAACGUGCACUCUUUGAGGAGCACGCACGUGACGACGAUGAUGUGCCCUCCUGCAGCGACACUCAGCGUAGUGUGUCAACCACCGUAAAUCGCGCAAGCGCUGCCCCCGCAACCCCCUCGAGCAGGAUCGACUGCGGACAGGAGGGUGGUUUCACGAAAGUGGAAUCGAGGGGAGAACGAAAAAGGAGACGACAACGAGGGAACGUCCCAUGUACCCCGGAGCCAGGACGGCCAGGAGGCCACGACGACCCACGCAGAGCUGGAAUGAGUGGGGCCACUCUAAAGUGGUACCUGAGGUUCCUCGAGGACGGCAUGACGCCGGAGUCAGCCGAAAAGCGGGCUUUGAAUAGGAGCAGUGGGAACAUCCCCUCUCCAAGCAAUACACGACGUGUAGGUACCAAUGGCGGUUCGUCUGCAACUAGACGCAGGAAUCGGAGGCGCCGCCGAGCUCAAGCAGCCCAAUCGGAGGGGCGAAUCGAAGCAAGGCCAGCACCCCAGGAGGAACCCAGUCGGAUGAAGAAACGGAAGAGCGUCCAGAUAACACCUCAGGAGCCACCAUUGCCCAAGAGAAUACGGGAAGACAGACCACAGGGAGCCGGUGGAAAACGCCCCAACCCCAACCAGCAGCCGAUGAAGACCACGAGCCGCAAAUACUCGGAGGCUGUCAGCAAUAUACGGAUGGCAGUGUUGCCCAACAACUACCCUGCGGAGGCACUAGGGUCUGAGCAGCUGACGGCUCUCCAAGACUGCCUAGUCAAUGCCCUUACUAUCGGCGUCGGCUAUACCGGUGCCUUUAAUGGCAUCUUUUUCAAAGGCGGCAUGUUGCUGGUCGACUGCCAGGAUGAAAAGUCGGCCACCUGGCUGAAGAACAUCACGCCGAGGCUAGAGGGCUGGGAGGGUCCGGCCCUGUGUGUCAGAAGAGGAGAGGAAAUACCGCAACUACACAGUAUGGUGGCGUUUUUCCCCAGGAGUGCUGACAAGAGCUAUGACUUCGCGCUCAAUCUGGUGAGAAACCAGAACGAAGGUUUGAGUACCUCAGCGUGGAAGGUCGUAGCAAGCAGUGUUGAAGGUUCCGGGUGGAACCUCAACAUUACGAUGGAUGACGUAUCAUACACGUACAUUAAGCAGAAGGGGUACAGGCUGAACUUCCGCUUCGGCAAGAUUGUGGUGAGGCCAUGGAGGCCCAAGGCUACGACCACGAGCCAAGAACCGCCAACGGGGACGACCGCAACACCAGCUCCACCCAUAACCCGCCCAGUCGCGCUUGAAGCGACUGCCGCCGUGGUUUCGUGCGAGCAAGACGAGUCCCCCAACGACCAAAUCUCGGCCGGGCAGGUUGCGACCACCGCCGCAGACGUGAACAGCGGAAACGGGAGCACCACAGCGCAGGAAAGUAUGUUGCCGUCCACCCAAGAGCUUCUGGAAGGGCUGGAGAUGCAGGUCGAUGGAGAGACUGAAGACGAGGACCUGUCUCUCGUCGAACCCGUACUAUAAUCUCCAGUACCGGUAUAGAGGUGGCCCAGGUGAACCUCCAUCACGCAUCGGCAGCCUCGGCGGUCAUCGUGAAGAGGUUCAUUUCGGAUAACCUGGGCAUCCUCCUAAUCCAGGAGCCCUGGGUGGUCAGAGGAGAGGUAAGAGGCCUCAACACAAGAAAAAGCAAGAGUUUCUAACGCAAGAUCUGGUGGCUGUGCAGAUAAAGGACAAGGAAGGAUCGGACUUCGUCCUUGCGUCAGGAUAUUUUCCGGGAGAAACAGCCACGGCACCCCCCCCAUUGAUUCUUAAACUGGUGGAGCACUGUAAGUCAAACAAUCUGCCCCUAAUCAUAGGCUGCGAUGCCAACGCGCAUCACACAGAAUGGGGCAGCACGGACUGCAACGUGAGGGUGUUUAAACCACUGGAAAAACUAGAUUCGCUCAAGGGCAAGAAAGACGAAAAAGAGCCGGUGAUGAAAACACUAGGGAGGAUCGUGGUUGAUGGACUGGCUGAUGUCCAACUAUUGGAGUAGAGAGUCCGUCAGUAAGCGAGAUGCCAUCAACUUCACGUUCUCGAAGGCAGACUCUACAGGAUAUGUUUGCUGAUAUGAUGGCUACGAUGAAGAGGAGGAGCGAAGAAAAGACAAAAUUUAGAGAGACAUCGCAACAAUGCUUCCAAAAUGUUGCGGAGUCUUUGAAUAAUAUGGCAAGUGCUAUUUUAAAGCUAUCGGAAGCUGUUUUAAAAAAAAAAAUCAAAUAUGUUUAAGUUAAGAAGAUAUUUUUUAGUUGUUCCUAUUAAUGUUUAUAAUGUACAUACACACAGAAGAAUAUGUUUAAGUUAAAUUAUUUUUAUGUUCCUAUUAAUUAUUAUUAUAUAC